ACAACAGGAUUUGAACCUUGGUCGCAGUUUCUUAUCUCUCAAACAUUACAACACAAAUAACUGACGUAUGUUGAUAGAUAAGGUUAAACUAUUGCAAAUCUUUCACAAGUAGCUGUUGGUGAUUUCACAAGCUUGGACAUUUGUUUUCACUGGAUUACUUUAAAUCAAAAUAUUCGACUUAGGUGGAGCAUAGAGUCACUUUUACUAUAUAAAUAUAAUACUAAAUAACUUUUUUUGUUUUUCAAGCAGUAAAAGAUGGAAGGUCAAGAGAAAGCUGGUGCAAACUUCAAUGAGCCCCCACCCAAGUAUGAGCCCCCUCAACCUGGGUCUCAGUACUCUGAACAAGCACCUGGCUAUGUACCUGGCCCUCAACCCGUUGGCUACCCUCCUGCCCAGCCUGGGAACUAUGGACCUUACCCGGGAUAUGUACCAGGACAAGUUGUAGCUGGUCAAACUACUGUAGUUGUGCAGCCCCAGCUGAUGGCAAUCAAUGGAGGAGCCUACAGGUACAUGCAGAACCCUGCCCUGAUUGUCUGUCAGCACUGUCAGGCUACUGUCACAACAUCUCUGACGUAUGAAGUUGGACUGUUAACUUAUGCCAUUAGUGGUUUGAUGUGCCUUUUUGGUCUAUGGCUGGGUUGCUGCUUGAUACCUUUCUGCAUUGAUGGAACCAAAGAUGUUGAGCACCGCUGUCCAAAUUGUAAACAGAUUGUUGGAAAGUUCCGACAUUUUAGCUAAAAUAUAUUUUACUUAAAUUCAAGAGAUAAUUGUACUUUGAUGUUUUAAUGAAUAGGGAAAGGUACAUGGUAAAGGAUUUUAAACUUUUUUUUAUAAAUCUGAAGAGGAAUAUCAGAUCCAGCUUUCUUAAACAUUUUAACAUAAACAAAAUUUAAAACUGUUCAGUGUUAUCUAUUAUUCUGCCUAUUUUACAGCAUCAAAUGAUAAAAUCAAAACUUGUGUAUAUGUACAGGUUAUAUUUUGUCUUAAAGAUGAAUUUAUUCUUUGUUUUAAAGUGCAGUAGUAUUUUUGUUUGUACAAAGUGGCUUACAAUUACCAAAAACCUAUCUUAAAUUAUAUUUUGUUUGACUUGAGAAGGCAAUUAUUUAAAACAAGGGAUCAAGUAAAUUGAAAUCCUUAGUAGUACCUUCUGUUGAGUGUUAUCCUCAUAACAUGGCAGUGUUAGCAUUUUUAAAAGUUAGCAAAAUGUCUUAAAAUGUCAACCCAAAAAUAGUACAUUAACAGUCUAAGUCUUUCUUGUAACAGUUUUAUUUUACUGGCGUUUCUACACAAACAUAUUUUUUUUACAUUUAAAUUUUCUAUUUUAAUAUGAAUUUAGUUUUAAAUAAAUUGCUGUUUUUUUAGAUGUAAAUACUAAGCUUCUAAAACUGUAUAAAAGUGCAUUUAACAUUUACUGACUGUUACAUUACAUUAACCCCUUUUAUUUGUACAAUAUGUUUAUUCUGACAUUAAAUGUUAAGUUUUUAUUCUUUUGUUACUGCUUAACUUUUUAUCUAAAAGCUUAAAUAAAUACUAAUUUUGGGAAUGUAUUAGUUAUAAUCUUUAUAUCCCUUAUAUUAAAUAAUCCCAAAAAAUUGUUUUGAUGUCUUUUCAUCACACAUGUUAUUGUCCUGCUUUUAACACUGCUUCAUUUAAAGCUACAGCCAGUGUGAUACAUUUUGGUGCAAUUCCAGAUUACUUAUAUCUGAAUGUCAUUAGGGUAAUUUUAAAUCAAGUUGUUACAUGUUAUUGUUCACAAGUGUGGUAAAUUUACAAACAUUUUAAAAAUCCUAUUUGGUUUGUAUUUCUUUUUUUUAUACUUUCGUAUUAUACAUACAAAAUCCAUUUUUUAGUCUCCAGUUAUAUAUAAACUAUAUUACGCAUUUAAUUUUGUGUCUUCCAUUAUUGUCAGUAUUUUUAUUUCAUUGUUCAUUUGUUCUACUUCUUGUAAAGACAACUUCCUUAAGUUAUGUUAUCCCAUGAAACCGUAAUUAUUCUUGAUCAAAUACUUUCUUAGAUAAUGUAGUGAAAUUAUCCUUUUUAGUGCCUUUAUAAAUAUAUAUAGUAAUAUAGUCAUUUUCUUUUCUGAAUGAAUCAAAGAAAGGCAAUAUUUUCA
This is a messenger RNA of Physella acuta, 2113 nucleotides long. Its product is annotated as cell death-inducing p53-target protein 1 homolog. NCBI's taxonomy places the organism in Eukaryota, Metazoa, Mollusca, Gastropoda, Physidae. Gene Ontology annotation, molecular function: zinc ion binding. The record is from RefSeq and is a predicted model, not a curated record.